AUGAGCAUCCGGUCCUGGGCAAGCGGAGCGAUUGCCUACCCGCAAAUCAUGUGCCACCAGCGAAGAGUCGUGAGGGACAAGGCCCAGGCCAACGAGCCGUCAUCAAUGCUGGAUGUCCUCUCCCGAUUCCGGUACACCGAUGCCACUGAUCCGCGGGACAAGAUAUACGCCCUCCUCAGUCUCACGUCGAAUAGACUCGGUGUCAAGGCAGACUAUAGCCUCUACACAAAGGCCAUCUACAUCGACUGCGUGAAAAACUUUGCCCACCCCGGCCAAGCGAGCAUACUCUUCGCGCAGAGGUCCAUCUUCAACGCUGGCGGCGCCGAGGUGGACUUGCCGCUCUCCAUCUCCGAGGGCACGCUGCGGCUCGCGGGCUACAAAGUCGACACCCUAUCCCAUGUCUCGAGGUAUAGUCGGCAAAACCAGCACUCUAUGCCCUACCCCCCCGGCGCGAACUAUUGUCUGCAGUGGAUGCCAGACGACCUCAUCCGGGCGGCAAUCCGCAUCGGCAACUCCUCGCUAUACUCGUUUCUCAAGACAAACCACCCGGGCUCGAGUGCCUGCGACGUCUCCAACUUCCCAGCCUUGUUUGAAGCCUUCUGGCGCACCAUGAUGAUGGACGUGAAGCGCUACCCAAUGGCUCGCCUCACGAGCUCCGACAUCGAGGAGCUGACGCUACGGUUUACGAAAUGGAUUACCACGCCUCUGGAUAGCAACAGAGACAUCGACAUCGACUUCAGAGUCCAAGACGCCGUGUUUGAGUGGUAUACGUGGGAUUUCGCCGUGACCAAGUGCGGGAACUACUGCAGGGUCCCGCACGGAACCCAAGACGGCGACUGGAUCACGGUGCUGAAGGGCGCGAAGGUGCCGCUUGUCCUGAGGCCCGUCCCAUCCGGACAUGAAGGUGCAAACGAGGCGAACGGGGACUUCAUAUUCGUGGGCUCAUGCUACGUCCACGGAUUCAUGGAUGGCCAGGUAUUUGAAAAGAGCAGGGGGUUUAAAGAACGCACAUUCAUAUCAUCUAGCCCUCGAUUUACAUCCAAGUACGUCAGUGAAUCUAGUAUAAACGCCUCAAGCAGUUUGGUCAUGGCAUACUGGCCAAAUACCUGA
This is a messenger RNA of Metarhizium acridum CQMa 102, 1110 nucleotides long. The record is from RefSeq and is a predicted model, not a curated record. NCBI's taxonomy places the organism in Eukaryota, Fungi, Ascomycota, Sordariomycetes, Hypocreales, Clavicipitaceae.